Messenger RNA from Corticium candelabrum, 1398 nucleotides. RefSeq lists its product as uncharacterized. The record is from RefSeq and is a predicted model, not a curated record. NCBI's taxonomy places the organism in Eukaryota, Metazoa, Porifera, Homoscleromorpha, Homosclerophorida, Plakinidae. Bases 1 to 1398 code for a protein of 465 amino acids. The transcript has a single exon.
AUGUGUUAUUUGUUUUUACGGUUUACCUCUCUUCUGUCUUUUCAAUUAUUGUUCUCAGUGGGUCUAAGAUGGAACGCUGAGACAGCAGAUGAUCUCCAGCCGCUAUUUGAAGCGCGUGCAAGCGGUUGGACGGGCGGUGACGUCGCUACUUCCGUUCUAAUUGGCAAUGGAAACACACUGUGGAUAUUCGUUGACUCCAUAAUUGGAGAAACCAGCGGCGAACGUCGCACCAACCCGCAGGGAAUGCCGCACAAUAUAGUCGGUGUACUUAAGGGGCGUGGUCGUGAGAAGCCACGCCCAUCAGAUAUUAGUUUCUAUUGGAGAGAGGAAGACGGAAAGCCGGCGGCUGUCUUCUACCCUCGAGAUAAUAACAAUACAUUUUACUGGAUUCUCAGUGGUAUGAGACACGGCGAUCAGCUGUUUCUGUUAGGCUCCAUCAUGAAGCCAACAAACAAGCCCGGAAUAUUGAAUUUCGAAAUUAAGGGCACAGUGGCAAUUGUUGUGUACAAUGUUAGUGGUAAUCCUCUCUAUUGGAAUCAUACUGUUUCUCAAUUUUUGGCUACUAAUGGUUCUGUUAAUUGGUACACAUCAAUCAGUUAUGCUGUUGAUUAUCAACACGACUAUCCACAUUUGUACGAGGACCCUUUGUUAGGAAUGAAUGAUGUUGUUUAUAUACUUGGGUCCAACGGUCAUGGGUUUGAUUCUUCGGUUGUCCUGGGUAGAGCAAAGUUGAGUGAACUGAUGUCAUUCAAUUUUGACUCGUUUCAAGUCUAUGUUGAGUCAGUGACAAAUAAUGCAAUUAAGCGCUGGUUGUCAUGGGAAGAAGUUCUAGGAGUGAAUCAGAGCAGCUGGCAACUGGUUCCUCUUUUUGUUCCUGGUGUUUCUGAAGCUUCACUAGUUUACAAUGUUGAGCUACGUAGUUGGUACAUACCUGUUGUCAGGAUGUUUGACUACAAGAUUGAUGUGUGGACUUCUGCUAAUGUGACGGGCCCUUGGUCAUCUACACUUGUGUAUGAGAUACCAGAACCGUGGAGGAAUACAAAGAUGUACUUAAACUACGCUGCAAAGUCUCAUCCAGAAAUGGCAGUUGGAGAGAAGGAGAUUAUAAUUACAUACAUGACAAACACGAUGAACCUUUCUGGUCUCUUCCAAGCUGGUGAGGUGAAGACUUACGUGCCUCGAUUCGUUCGAUUUACAUUUUCGAACAAUUUAGUGUUGUGGGAAAUUGCUGUUUUGGUAGUUUCAUUUACUGUUGUUGUUGCUUGCUUAGUUGCUGCUCUUGUAUUCCAAAAGUCAGACCUACUGGCUUUGUGUUGUAACAGCAAAUUUAGUAGAGAAGAUGAAGAAGUGACAACCAAGUUGUCAGGGACUUCAACUGACACAGAAAACAAGAUUUAA